Molecule: messenger RNA, 3972 nt
Organism: Aspergillus saccharolyticus JOP 1030-1
Lineage: Eukaryota; Fungi; Ascomycota; Eurotiomycetes; Eurotiales; Aspergillaceae
Product: putative nuclear envelope pore membrane protein
Exons: 5
Coding region: 103-3882 (1259 amino acids)
Biological process (GO): nuclear pore organization; protein import into nucleus
Cellular component (GO): nuclear pore transmembrane ring
Molecular function (GO): structural constituent of nuclear pore
Source: RefSeq, a predicted model, not a curated record
UCUGCCAUAACUUGCAUCAGAGCGGGCGCGAGCCUGACAAGGACGAGAAAUCGGCAACACACAAGUUCAUUAUAUCUCAUAUUUUUAUGAUUGCAGCAUGCCAUGAACGGCACUCCCCGGCUCCGGUCUGCUUUUCCGCAGACACCUCAAACUGCUUCGAGAUUCAGAGACUACAAUAGUCAACCCCCGUCCAAGCCUAGGUUCCCGAAUGGGGUAGUUCAAAACCCAUCCGUCAACGUUGCCAAAAGCCCGGCUGUUACGAAUCCGCCUCUAAUACCAGCUACUGUUAUUGACGCCCCGUCGCAGCGAUUAUAUGUUGCCGCUUUUUACCUGCUUCUUAAUACUUGGCGUGUAUACGAGUCCUGGACUGCAUCUGACGAUCUUGAUUCUACUUGGCUAUUCCUUAAAUGGGCAGCUGUCGAUGGAGUCUUUCUUUUCGGCUUGCAGGCGCUGCGGAUCCCCUGGUUAGAAUGGGCUUUUCCUACAACACUAGCGGUCUUCUUGCUUCAUGUUGCUGGAAACAUCUUCCUCAUGUUUCAAAUCCCAAUUCCCGUAGGUGCUUGGGUCGGAGGGGCAAUCAAGCUAGCCUAUGAUAGGGAACUGUCAAUAUCCGAACGGAGUGUCAAACCGGGAGACAUUAUUCACAAUGCGUCUCUCAUUCUGGGCAAGCAAAUAGUACAUAUAUUACCGGAAGGCUCUGCCAUCCUAAAUCCGGAUCAUAUACCCCUCUGUCUUGAUCCACAUAAAGCUACUAUCGAUCUUCCCAUACGUGUCAACCAGACAGACCCUAUCUUGAUCGAGCUGUUGCGUCUAGAUUAUGACACUGGUGGUAAUGAAACCAUCUCAAUUCCAGCAAGGCAGCUGAAACAGCUGAAGCGCCAAGCAGAAAAAUUCCUUCCGAAAACAGGUUCCAACCUACAUCGUGAUCUCAUGUUCCCCGUUAAGAGACCCGGAGUAUACCGACUGAAAAGAGUAGUGGACGAGUCAAAUCUUGAUGUUCAUAUGAGAUCAUCAGAUGCACUGGUUGCCUCGUGCCCUCGAGCAACGAUUAAGGAUUCCCCAACCCAUAAAUGCAGAGGAGAGCUUUCCAACCUAGUCUUGGUAGUUGAGGGCACUCCUCCUCUGAAAAUCAAAUACAGCAGGCAGGUCAAUAACCUCGACCGGGGGUUUUCUUUCCAAAACAUUCAGCCUGAUCAACUGCGCUCGCCAUUAUUAGGGCAGCGUACAAGCGGUACUCUUUUUAAUGCAAACGAACCCGAUCUGACUUGGGCUCGUAGCCAGACCAUUGAGGUCCCUCUUAACGAGUCUCUUAGCGUUGGCGGCGAUUGGACAUACACAAUUGAAGAAGUCCAUGACGGUUCAGGGAACAUCGCAAACUAUUCAAUACUGUUAGAUGCUGCGGAUCGACUAUCUACGAAAUCUCCCUCGCACUGGCAUGAAUUUUCUGUUCAUGAGAGGCCUCGACUCUCUUUGUCCGGCUGCAAUGAUCAGAGCUUCCUUGAAGUCGCGCAAGGGGCAAGCGUGAACUUACCCCUCAAGUACCAUCAGGCGGGGCAAGGGUAUGAGAACGACGGCCCCUUCUCUCUAGUUUACACAUUCAGUGGUGAGAGCCCAGUGGGUCUUGGGGACCUGCCGAGCAAAAUACGUCAGGCAUCUCUCGGGAACCUUGAUCAAAAACCGCAGAUUAAGGAACCUGGUUGGUACAGGUUGAAUUCUCUUUCCAGUCAAUAUUGCUCUGGAGAAGUGCUAGAGCCUUCAUCUUGCUAUCUACGCAACCCACCAGAGCCCGAGUUGACUAUCAAAUAUGAAAGAGUCUUUGACAAAUGUGCAAAUAAUCCUGUCGGCCUACUCGUGGACCUAGACCUGACUGGGUCCCCACCUUUCAGGCUCCGGUACGUCAUUGAACAUGCAAAAGGCGUUGAAACACGAGCCCACACUAUUGAUGGUCUCCUUGCUCAGCUCGAUUUUACACCGUCGGAGGCCGGCCUGUAUCGCUAUCGCUUUCUUGACAUCGCAGACACUGUCUACGGUCCUCAGUCCCUCAAGGAUAAAGUGCCUGUUCUUGAGCAAGAUGUGAAGCCACCGGCCUCUGCGCACUUUCUGGGGUCCAAGGGUAUGCGUAAGGCCUGUUUUGGUGAACCGGUAUCUCUUGAUGUUGCUCUCUUAGGCGAGGGUCCCUGGACGUUACAGUAUGAAGUGGUCCAUAAUGGCAAGAAGACAAAAUACACCCUGGAGUCUGAUAACGAGCUAUCCACUAUUGUCACGGAGAGGCUUGUAAGUGGUGGUGAGUACUUGGUUCUGCUCACCAGUGUCAAAGAUCGCUCGAAUUGCAAGCGAACGCUCAAGGACAGCAUCAGGGUCGACGCACGCCCCAAGCCUCCUCAUGUCUCAUUUGGCGAAAUAGAGAAAAGCCGGAGAUACUCGGCCUUGCAAGAUUCCAGCGUCGAUAUUCCGAUUAGGUUCAGCGGGGAACGUCCCUGGAACGUGAAAUACAGGAACUCAAAUGCCAGUUCCGUUGUCUUUGAGAAGACGUUUUGGCACGAGAAUAGCUUUCUAACCGUCACACAGGAUGGACAAUAUGAACUUCUUGGUGUGGCAGAUUCUUCUUGUCCCGGCUUUGUCGAUCAAGGGGGUGGCACUUUCGAGGUUUCCUGGAUACCUCGUCCACGCAUCACAGCUGUGGAUGGUUCCCCUGUCCGAUUAGAUGGUCAUAGCAUGAAACGAGAUGUUUGCCAGGGAGACGAUGACAGCCUCGAGCUCAGGCUCUCCGGACAUGCCCCUUUUAGCAUUCAAUACGAGCAACAACGCAAGCCUUUGCGCGGUUCGUCUGCUGUCCGCGUGCAGAAUUUGCGGACUGCCCUUCAUGCUGCAUCCUUAGAAAUGGAUACCUCUGAAGCCGGUUCGUACACUUACAAAUUUACAGAGGUAGGCGACAACCUCUAUGAUCAAGAUCCUGGGAUCGUACCAGUGGUCGUGACCCAAAAAGUGAACCCACUACCGUCCGCACACUUUGAUUCACCCGGCCGUAUCUAUGGGUUUUGCAAGGAAGAUGUCAGCGGUGAAGAGUUGAUUCCCAUCACUCUCGAGGGUGUCGCACCAUUCUCCCUGGAAAUAGCGAUCAAACACCAUACAAAGGCAAAACCAGAAAUAGUAUCAAUUUCCAACAUCAACGCCAACAAACACCAGCUCCCACUUCCACGGCGCCACCUUGACCUCGGGCAGCAUGUCGUCAGUAUCCGCAAAGUGACCGAUGCACGUGGCUGUCAGCAGACCACCGAUUACGAUGCCUCUUCAGUCAGAGUUGCAGUUUCGGAUGUCCCAACCAUCAUUCCGCUGGAAUCGAAAUCAGAUUAUUGCGUCGGUGAGCGACUCUCUUUCUCGCUAUCCGGCCAUGCUCCUUUCAAUGUGUUUUAUACAUUCGAUGGCGCGUCGAGAAAGGCCACCUCCAAGACCACGAAUUUCCGCCGCAUUGCAGAGAAACCAGGCGUUUUCAGUAUCACCGCUGUUAGCGAUGGCGCAAGCGGAAAAUGUAAAGCGCAUAAAAGUAUAACUAAGACAAUACACGAAAUGCCAAGUGUGAGGAUCAGCAAGGGCCAAGUGUCUGUCGUGGACAUACACGAAGGGAGUGAAGCUGAACUCCAAUUCGAGUUUUGGGGCACGCCCCCCUUUGAAUUCACUUAUGUACGAAGCUCAAAUGCUCGGAAGGGGAAGAAAACGGAGAUACUUGACGUCAAACAUGACAUCUCUUACGAGCACACAAAAUCUAUCAAAACAUCAGACGAGGGAACAUACGAAGUGGUGGCAAUCAAGGACAAAUAUUGUUCAUUCUCUUCCCAGAUACCAAUUGGGAAAACAGAAAAGGGGAUGAUGACCGGUGCAUGAGUUGAUUCAAUGGAGUGGGCCUUAUCACUUAGACCAGAAUGGAAUACCAGAAUUGUCCUUUUAGCUUCGGCUCUCUCAUUAUCAUUCCAU